AGUAUCUGAGUCCCAUAUCCUGCUUCGCGUCGCACCCUGCCGCCGCCUCUUAUCUGCCAUGAAAUGCUCCUGAGCCCGUCUUCCAUCAUGUCAGCCUCUGUCGACGUCCUCCCCCACAGGCCGUCCCUGCUCGACCGCCGCGCAUCCAGCAGCUACGCGGACCUCCCUGACCGUCUUUCCGUAGCCGACCUCUUCGCCCCCGCCGCCCAGUCCACCGCCGCACGGCCGGCCGCUACUCGUGGUGCGUCCAGGAAGCACUCUGCCGCGUUCCUCCCCUUCGUGCCCCUCACGCCCAUCAUGGCGUCCCCGCUCCUGACGCCGGAUAUCGCGUACGCCCCAUCGCCUGCUGCGGUACUCGCCGGGCACGACCCCCCGCAGAGACAAGACAAACAAGACUACCUCUCCCACCACGUUUCCCCGCCGCACCCAACGUGGACUACCUCACCCCCUACCCCUCCUCCUAAAUCAUCCCCGUCCCCGCGCGCGGCGUCCGCAUCGGGUUCUGGCUUGUCGUCCCCAGUGCGCGUGGGCCGCGGGCGAAGCCAUAGCAAGACGAGCAGAAGUCGGAGCACGAGUACGACCCGUUCAGGUCCCCGGCCUGCUUCUAUUGCUUCGUAUACUCCCACUCCGCUGUCACGCUCAUAUUCCCCCUCGCCCUCGCUGCACAUUCCAAGACCCACACCGCCAACCAAAGCCCUUGCUGCGCGUCGGCUCUCCUUACCGGCAAAUCUGCAUAAACCACUCCCGCCGCGACCGUCGCCGACAGCUGACGGAGCGCCCAUAGACAUGCCCCCGGUGCCCGACAAGAAGGCAGGCGCGGAGAUCGACGAUGUUGAUGCUAGCGAGGGGGCGCUUCUCCCGAGCUUAUCGCGGCGCGCCGCGCACGUUGGUGCGGCACCCAUAGCUGACCCCGGUGAAACAGCCGCAUCGCGCCGGCGCGCGAGGAAGCUGUUCAGUCUGGACGAUGAGGACGGCGAGGGGGACCUAUCCGAUUCGGAGGACCGCGAGCGAGACGCCUCGGGCGGUGAGAAAGGGGGCGUUCAAAAGGAGGCCGCGCCGGCAGCGCAGAUGGCGGAAGAGCGAGUUAUGGACCCGGAGCGGGAACGGGAAAGGGCAGAACGGGUACGUCGGUACCAUGCGCUCAUGGAGCUCCUAACCACAGAGGUGGGGUACCUCCUGGACUUGCGCACCCUGGUCACCGUCUAUCUCGACCAACUCCUCCUGCUUUCUUCACCGUCACAGAUAUCUGUGGUGCCUGCUCCUCUUGGGACAUCCGGACUGCCGACGCCUCCAUUAGCGCAGCCACUGUCUCUCGGAGUGCCCAUACCCUCUUCCGGCCGGUCGAUGUCCUCGCUUUCCGCUCUAUCAAUACCCUCCAUUUUUCCCAGCUCUAGAUCCUCCUUUCUUUAUAAUUCCUCGACCGCGCCUUCCUCAUCCCCUAGCGCGGCCAACAUAUUGUCUCUGGCCUCCCCUGACGCUGAGGGAGAGGAUGACGCUUCUAACGAUCGGUCGAGACAGACCUCGGGUGCAUCCACGUCCACGUCCACCGAGAGCGCGCCCCGGGAUCGGGACAAGGAGCGCGAUCACGAGAAGGAGAAUCUGGAGCGCAUACAGCCGCUCAAACCAAGCAAAUCCUCCCGUCAGCAAACAUCUGCGCUUACUGAGCGGGAAGUUCGCGCGGUGUACCGGAAUGCACGGGAGCUGCUAGCAUUUCACGAGCGGUUUGUGCACGAGCUGCGGGCGGCGGUCGGGCUCAUCGGCUUCGGCAUGUUGUUUACCGGGGACGAGGAAUGGUUGCAAGAAAUGCACGGGGAUGGGGAGGGCGUCAUCGCCGACCUUGUCGAGCACGCGGUCGAGGUCGUGACGACGAAGUUUACAAACGAGGCCGCAUCGUUCAGCAUCUACGAGACGUUUUGUCCGGGGCAUGCUGCUGCAACGGAUUUGAUACGACGCGCUCAAGAGCGUUGGCCAGCGGCUUGGGACACGUACGAGCAACGGUGCGCGCUGCUUUCGGCACGCAACUCGGACUACCCCCCACAACCCCACGUUCGCGGAGUCAGCGACAAUACGACCGCCGCGACUCAAACCGCUAGUCAAACUUCCCAGGAAGCCGCUGCCUCAGAGGUUCCCAUGCGAAAGAAGCGGCGACAUUCAACCCCAGCUCUGUCUCUGUCCGCUUCAGCUGCCUCCGUGCACAGCGCAGCCGCGUCGCCGAACCAGCUUCCCUUCCCUUCGACAUCCAGUCCCGGCUCCUCCACGUUACCACCCCCGAUCGCAACACCCAGUGAGAGGCAGCUGCGCACGGCGGGGCAGAAACUCAAGUUCAUGGAUUACUUGAUUAAGCCUGUCCAGCGGAUAUGCAAGUAUCCGUUGCUGCUCGACCAGCUUCGUCCGAAGCGCGGUGACGCAGCUAGCGUGCCACAGGCCGCGGUGGACGAAGCCGUGCGGAGAGCGGGAGAGGCGAUGCGCAGGGUCGUCUCGCGCGUGAACCGCGCAAGCGAGAAGGAGGCGCACAACCUGCGCUCGGCCCUCAUCGCAUCCCGGAUAGCGUUCUCGUACGCACCUCCUAUGCCUAUGCAGAGCAUGCCGUCCUCUGCGCCAGCAUCGAUGUACCCAUCUCCGCCGCCGACGGCCCCUUCGUCGUCGUCCGGGUCGUCUUCCUCGCAUGGGCACGGCACUUCUUCCGCCGGUUCUUGCACUUCCUCGCCCGCCAGUCCCAUACCUCUCUCCGCCACCGCCGCCCAUGGUGUGGCCUCCUUACCUCCCCUCGCGGUUCCCUCCCAGCGCACGACCGGGCUCACCGCCGAGUUCGUCUCCUCACUGGGUCCAUGUAUGCUCGCUGGGGCGCUUGAUGUUAUCCAGCAUCCGGCGCACCGCGCAAAGUACCUCGGUGUGUUCCUGUACGCAGGCGGCUACUGCAUACUGGUCAAGAUCACGAAGGGCGGGCGCGUGUACGAGCCGCGGCACUGGUUCCCGUUCGGUGCGGUCGAGGUGGUGGACGUCGAGGAGGAUGAUCCUUCCUUCCCGUACUCGUUCCACGUAACCGCCCAGGGGUGCCACUUGCAGCUCGCCGCGGCGUGCGCGCAGGAGAAGGCAUUCUGGCUGAGCGCGAUCGCUGACUCGCUCAAGACCAAGCCGAGCUGGGUGCGGGAGCCGCUGUCGACCUUCCAGGCGGACCAGAAGACGCCGCUGUCUGCGACCGUCGACGACCCGCUGCAGGAUUCGCCCUCGGGUCUCCCUGCCAUCCAGUCCCUGUCGGACCUCGAGAAGCAGAGUGGCGGCAGUCCGCCCGCCGCUGACUCCGCUCCCGCCACUCCAGUGGGUCGCGGGCAGCUGAAGUACUCCCGGACGCUGUCGCGGCUCGACAGCGCCGCGCUCAGGCAGGACUCGCAUCCCCCUGUCACGAUCUCGGCUGCGCUCAGCCGCCGCUCUUCGACCGCAUCCGUCAAGGCCUUCUUCACUCCGUUUGACUCGACGCGGCCGACCCGCCCAUCGUCGCAGGUCCGCGCCCAGGUCGAACAGGGGCUGCAUGACAUCUUCUCCGAAUCGUGCUUGGCUGCGCGGUCGCAAACACAGAUGCGCGGGGAGGACCUGUUCUCCGCCCGUGUGCCCCAGGGGAGCGGGAGUGGGAUGGGGAAGAGGCAGGGAAGCGGGAUCCCGCGCUCAAACUCGGGCAUAAGUAUCGCGAACGCGAUGGGCCUGACGGCUGCCAAGCGGAGGUACGACAACGCGCUUGUGUCGCGGCGGAAGGCGUCCGUGGAGGGCAUCCCAGACGUCCCUGUGCCUGGUGAGAGUGCGAACUUGGGGACGGAGAUGAACGCGGGUGCAGCUGGGCGUGCGAAGUCGCUCGCCGUCAGGCGACACAAGAAGCAGCCAGCCUCCAUCGCCCCCGCGAUCACGACGGCCAUCGCGCAGCUGAGCGCGGACGCGGCGAGCGGGCGGCGGGGGUCGCUCGUGCAGAGCCCGGAGGCGCUGUCGCUGGACUCACCGCCCGCUGCAUCCCAUUCAGGCUGCUCGUCGUCCGUGUCUUCGUCCCACCCUGGCUCGCUGCUGCCCAGCCCGACUGAGGCCGCCACGCUGCCGAUUCCUAUCCCGGGGUUGUCUCCGAAUGGCACCCUGCGCCAGUCGGACAUCAUGCAGGUCCGCGCGGAGGACGCGAAACCGAAGCGAUCAAGGUCGAUGGUCAGCCAUGUGCGGAACAUCUUCCACCAGCGGCGCUCGGACACUUCACCUUCACCCUCGCCGUCGCCGUCGAGGCCCGAGUAUGCCCACGCCUCCUCAGAGUUCGCCCCGCAGUUGCCGCCUCUGUCGCUCGAGAGCCCGACCUCUGAGUAUCCACCCUCCGAGUAUCCAACCGGGAUCGUGCAGUGGUUGCGGCGUACCUCUCUGCGCCGUCUAGACUCCAGCUCUUCUGGGUCUCAUUCGUCGGAGGACCGCCAGCACAGCGGGAAGCGCCCUCUGCCUCUGAGUAGGAGCUCGACGGACGGGGUGUCGGGGCGUGGUUCAGGCCAUCUCCAAGAUCAGCCUUCGCUUCUAAUAUCACAGAGCCCACGACGGAUGGGCUUCGACGCCCCGAAAAGACGCCGCUCUCUGUUCGUGCCGUCCGCGCGCUCGCGUGACCGUGCGGCUGCACCGCGUGAUGAUGCCUCCCGCUCGGACGUGCCUUCGCCCGUGCCCUCCGCGAGCACAGGCAGCUCCUCCCGGAAAUCGAUCAAGAACAUCUUCCUCUUCCAGCGGUCCAACUCGCUCACGCCGCUGCGGUGACCGUCCGCCUGACGCUACAUUUGUGUGAUACGUUGAUACCCGCAUACGCCCGCGUACGCCCUCCGUCCAUCCCUGUCCCUGCCCGCUUCUCUUGCAUGUGUUUCGCACCAUUACAUACAAGCAUGUUCCACGCCCUGCCGAUACAAUGUACAUAGCCCCUCCAUUCGUUCCUUCCCUGGCCACCCGGGCCUCCACGCAUCUAAUAUUAAGCUUAAAGUCUGCCUAUUGCCCCCCUCGUAUUGUCUCGAGUACUGUAACACGUCUUCAUGCCUCCCCUCCGCCGCCGCACCAUCACAAUAAGUCCUUAAGUACUUACAUAACAUCACUUUCGUCUCUUUGG
This is a messenger RNA of Trametes versicolor FP-101664 SS1, 5104 nucleotides long. Its product is annotated as Dbl domain-containing protein. Gene Ontology annotation, biological process: regulation of GTPase activity. Gene Ontology annotation, cellular component: cytoplasm. Bases 64 to 4764 code for a protein of 1566 amino acids. The record is from RefSeq and is a predicted model, not a curated record. Gene Ontology annotation, molecular function: guanyl-nucleotide exchange factor activity. The transcript has 4 exons. Lineage: Eukaryota; Fungi; Basidiomycota; Agaricomycetes; Polyporales; Polyporaceae.